AUGCAACCAGAGCCCAACGAGACUUCCCAGAAUAUUUCGUUGCCGCAAAGCUCCCAAGAGAACACCCGAGACAGCCAACAUGGAUUCCAUGAAUCAGAUGUGCACCCUUCCCCCCAGCUUCGUGCUGGAGAAGGGAGGGCAAAACCGCGGCGUCCCGCCAGCAAUACGAGCCCUUCAGCAUCUUCUGCUGGAAGCUCUGACGAUGCACGGGAAAGACCAUUGCGGAGAUUGAGCCCGCCCUCGAGGCAGAAGAGCCGGUCACCUGUUGACCGCAUCAUCGAACAUGAGAAGGAUUUGACAUAUUUGCCAAAGAAGAGGGCUGAAGAGCGUACUUUCACUGUCGUUCAGAGAGGCAAGAAUCUUAGCUCUGCUCAAGUUGCGAUUGGAGAUUUUCCCAAUGAGGUCUUGACUCAUAUACUCUCUCAUCUCCCUCCGUCGUCAUUGUCAGAUGUCUCCCUUGUAUCACGGCGGUUCCAUCAAUUGGUGACGACACCCCACGCCUGGAGGAUAGCUUUCUCGCGCUUCUUCCCUGGAGCAGAGGCACUGAGUGCAUUGGACACCAAUUCGGAGCUGUCGGAAGAUAGUGAGAUACGUUCGGAAAGACGGUUCUUUACCCGGUUGACAGCUCUUGCAUCAUGGCGCAGCGAAUACAUCUUGCGCACCCGGCUACUUCGAUCGAUAGGUCGUGGCAAACCCACGGAAUCCUUGACGCCAGCUGGUUCUGGAUCCUCGCGACCUGGUACAGGCAGCAACGGCAGCGCUCACGUUACCUACAAUUCUGAUCUGGUCACGCUUGUUGACCACCUACAUGCUACGUUUGGGACUGGGUUCAAUAAAAGACUACCUCGCUUCAUACAUGGAGCCACUGAAGUCGGCAUGGCUUCUUCUAGCGACCCCAGAACCAGCAAAGUCGAUGCAUGGGGCUUCUCGGAUUCUCUCAUUACCCAGCAAUUUGAGGAUGUCCAUCCUGGCGAAGCUCCCUAUGGUCUUGGCGCUGGUGAAGUGAUUGGCUUGCCAAAUACCAUGGAUAUAAGUCAACCGUACGGAAUGAUUUAUGCAGAGGGAAUGCCUGGUGGCAGGGUCUACUACAGAUCUAUGGAAGAAAAGCGAGGCCGUGACUUGGCCUCCCCAUUGGACAAUUCGAUACCAGAGCUUGGCAUCCCGGCCACUCUGCCAACCGAAUCUAUGUGCUCAGUCUGGAUUAGUAAAACACCCAAUGUACCGGAUCUGUCCGAAGGGAUUGUUGGCAUGCUAGUAGGUUCUUCAAGCGGCCUAGUCUCUGCGUAUUCCUUGGGAACGAACCCUCUGCGUGAAAGACGGCUUGAACGUGGCGAAUUGACCGCUCGUUGGGUGCUAAGCCCAGGAGUACCCAUCAUUGCUAUCGCGGUUGACGAGAACUUUUCUUCAAAACGCCGAUUGCUCAAUCACAUCUGGGCUUUUGCACUCAAUGCGCUUGGGGAGGUGUUCUUCCUUAGCGAUUUUCCUGUUCGUCCUAUCUUGGAUCGCGCACUGAAACUUGACAAAGCACGAAUUGAGCGACUGGCAUGGCAGACCGGACGCACAGUCCACUGGACGCUGGUAGAAGCAACGAGGCGUAUUGCUAGGCCCGAUCCUUUCGAUAGAUCCGAAGUCGAUGGUAGCUAUUCACCGAGGACCUCUUGGGAUGGAACAUGUCUUAGCAAAGAACAACUUGCCGCUGAAACUAAGGAGAUUGAAGUUUAUCUCCGGAAGAAGCCAAAGAACUUUCGUAAAGUUUGCGAAGGUUGGGACAUGCGCAGGCGUCUGGAGGUUGACUUCGCAGCAAGUGAUGAGAAUGGAGCCGGUGAGGUCAUUCUUGUGAUAGGCUGCGGUCUAGACGAGGGACAGCAAGCCAUGAUCAAGCGAUAUACACGCUGCAAAGUAACAGAAUCCUCGGACGAGGAUCUGGCCGGUCAAGGCCCUUCGAUGCCUAUUGCACAAGGCGAUGCCAGCCACGGUUCAAUAUUUGGCGAACACAAUCUUUUGAUCAACGGGCAACCUACCUGGUCUUUCGAAGACAGAGCUCUCUCGCGGCGCAGUUCUACGAGUCCAUCAGACUCCGAGCUAAGGACACGUUUGAUUGAAGAAUGGCGCACAUCAGUGUUUCUACUUGGGGGCCUAAAGUCACCCCAAAUAACCACGACAGCUAUUGACUUGUCUAACUUCGCCUUGCUGACGACCACCGAGGAUCCGCUACUCAGCGUGAGUGGGUCUUUGGCCGGUUCAUCUCCACCGUCGUCUCCUAUGGGAAGGAUGUCAUCGCACUCAUUGACCGAUGUUCCCGGCCAACGUGCGCGACUAUUUGCCAUAGGUACAAAGACUGGGACCAUCGUUCUUUGGAAUGCACGAGCUCCUGUCGCUAGCAAUACCAUCUUGGAGAACAAUAUCAAGCCCAUACGGAUCAUUUACACAGACUCUCCGCAGAUCUCCUGCCUGGCCCUAAGUUCCCUCUACCUCGUGCAUGGCGGGAACGACGGUCUGGUACAGGCAUGGGAUCCUCUCGCUUCAACCACGGUUCCCAUUCGUACGCUCAACUCUCGAUUCUCUUCCCGUGCACGACGUCGCCUCGUCCAAGCUGAAGCAUCUCCCGCUGGCGUCGGAAUCAAUCUCUUUGCGGCAGGGGCCAUCUGUUUGGAUCCCGACCCAACUGUCCUCCGCGGCAUGGUCUCACUCGGCUCGCACCUACGCUACUGGAGCUACAGCUCUCAAGCAGCGGACCAGUACAAAGGUAACAAGCGCCGCCUCCGCCGUUCAGAACGUGGCAGCAACCAAGGCGGUGACCGCUUUUACGGCACCGGCAGAGGAGCGCUCAAGGACUACAUCGCCAAUGAAAAGCUAGAGCUCGAGCGUGAGAAGCGAGAAAAGCGCGAAGAAGAAAAAAGGCUUGCUGGCAGAUUCGGGGUAGAUCUUUUGGGACCUGGCGCUAGUGAGGAUGAGAUCCUGGCUUACGCUACUAUGUUGAGUGAAGAGGCCGCGCAAAGCCACGAGUUCAGGAAGAAGAGUGCGAGUGACGGCGAAAGCAGUAGUACGAUAACUGAAGAGGCCGUGGCCUCGCCGGUCUCGUCGGCUGCACAGGAUGAUAUCGACGACGAUAUGGCCGAAGCUAUCCGUCUGAGUUUGCAGGAGAACAGCAACACGUCACCUUGUGCAAUUGGCAAUACAAGUGCCAGCAAGAUUCCAGCCAAGUACGCCAAGGUUAAGAGGAAUAAAGCAUCACCUUCUGGCUCGCCUCCGAGAUCUGGUGCCUUCGGUGCGUCGCCUAAAGCAAGUGAGGCGUCUAAUAUUCCAGCCGCUGAGCUGGACGACCUCGAGUUCGCAUUGCGACUGAGUCAGGCCGAAGAGGAGAGCCGCGCACAGAGUGGGAAGGGGAAGGGGAAGGGGAGAGCUUUCUGA
Messenger RNA from Letharia columbiana, 3411 nucleotides. RefSeq lists its product as uncharacterized. Bases 1 to 3411 code for a protein of 1136 amino acids. Gene Ontology annotation, molecular function: polyubiquitin modification-dependent protein binding. NCBI's taxonomy places the organism in Eukaryota, Fungi, Ascomycota, Lecanoromycetes, Lecanorales, Parmeliaceae. Gene Ontology annotation, cellular component: proteasome regulatory particle, base subcomplex; nucleus; cytosol. Gene Ontology annotation, biological process: proteasome-mediated ubiquitin-dependent protein catabolic process. The transcript has 2 exons. The record is from RefSeq and is a predicted model, not a curated record.